Molecule: messenger RNA, 1693 nt
Organism: Punica granatum (pomegranate)
Lineage: Eukaryota; Viridiplantae; Streptophyta; Magnoliopsida; Myrtales; Lythraceae
Source: RefSeq, a predicted model, not a curated record
ACUCUGCAGACGGAAGAACAGACAGCUUCCCUGUCUGUCACUGCAGCUCCCUCCCAACUGAACGACCGGACUGUCUGAUCGGAUUCGGAGCGAUGGACGCCGGCGCCGAAAUUAACUUGACGGUGAAAUUUAGCGGGAGAUCAAUCCCGAUAUCGACGUCGCCGGACACGACUGUCAAAGAGCUGAAGUCUCUCCUCCAACCUCUCACCAAUGUGCUCCCUCGCGGUCAGAAGCUCAUCUUCAAAGGGAAGGUCUUGGUGGACUCACAGACGUUGAAGGCGUCAGACCUGACCAAUGGAGCUAAACUCAUGCUUAUGGCCUCUCAGGGACUUCACCAGGGGGAUGGUCCCAUUCUGAAAGAAGCAAGAACUCGACCGAUCAGGAGGGAUAAUGAUGCAUGUAAUGCGGCAAAACAGAAGAUGGUAACCCACGUUGAUAAGACCAGAUUGGAACGAUGGAAAGCCACUGGAGUCGUUGCACUAGCUGACUGCAAUUUGAAGGCCAUACCAGACGAAGUAUGGGCUUGUGGAACUUCUACGAGGACCCUCGACAUAUCUAAUAACAGUAUUCAAGAUGUACCUUCACAAAUUGGGAGCUUGACUUCCAUGCAGAAGUUCAUGUUGAAUGCUAAUGGACUGUGUGAUGAAUCCAUCAGUUGGGAAGGCCUUGCAUCCUUAAAGUUUUUGACAGUCCUAUCAAUGAGCCAGAAUAAUUUGACAGCUCUGCCCUUGGCACUGGGUUCCUUGGGUUCUUUGCGGCACCUUGACAUAGCAAAUAACAAGUUGACCAGUCUCCCCGAUGAAAUAGGAUGCUUGACUCGGCUUGAAUUGCUGAAAGCCAAUAAUAAUAGGAUAAGCACUAUCCCUGCCCAUAUUGACGGCUGCUGCACGCUCAUGGAGGUUGACCUCUCGCACAAUCUUCUCUUGGAGCUCCCUGAGACAGUCUGCAACUUGCGUAAUUUGAAGGCUCUGCAUCUGAGCAACAAUGGGCUUAACACGCUGCCCCAUAAUCUAUUCAAGGAAUGUACUUCUCUCUGUACCCUGGGUCUUCACAACACCGAAAUCACAAUUGACAACAUUCGCCAGUUUGAAGGAUGGGAAGGAUUUGAGGAACGGAGACGCUUGAAGCAUCAGAAACAAUUGGACUUCCGAGUCGCCAGUUCAGCUGAAUUUGACGAAGGUGCUGACAAGAAAUGAGAGAUCGGAAUUGCAAGGCAACGGUCAGACUGUGCUGUCAUUACAAAUUAUAGGCCCGCAGUAUAAUGGAGAAAGGGGAAAAUAAAAUCGUCUUCAUUGUUUGAUGCGAAUUUGGAUCAGGCAGUGAUGCACGGAGUGAAUUCGAUGGCUUUACGAACGACCGGACCGAGGAAGAUGAAAGGAAAUGGCAUCCAAAGGGUCCUGCGUGGUACUACUAGGACCCAUCUACGCAGUCCUAUAACUUUUUUUAACACAGCGACAUUAUUAAAUACAAUUAAAAUCUGUUGUUUAUAAUGGACAGGUGUCGGUCCAUUAAAUUUUGCAAUUUUUUUUUAAUCUUUGCCUAAUAGCAUUUUAAAAGUUUGAAGGGAGAUAAGAGGCUAGAAUAGCUAAUUAAGUGUAGAGGUAAAGUAUGUCUCCCCUCAGUGCAAGUGUUAGGAGUUUGAUUCCCUGCCCACCCUUAUUGGAGGCGGCAUUUUAUUCUUUCUUUUUAUAUA